Rosa rugosa (rugosa rose) is the source of this 1378-nucleotide messenger RNA. Its product is annotated as zinc finger protein CONSTANS-LIKE 5-like. Gene Ontology annotation, biological process: regulation of flower development; regulation of photoperiodism, flowering. Lineage: Eukaryota; Viridiplantae; Streptophyta; Magnoliopsida; Rosales; Rosaceae. Gene Ontology annotation, cellular component: nucleus. Gene Ontology annotation, molecular function: zinc ion binding. The record is from RefSeq and is a predicted model, not a curated record. The transcript has 2 exons. The coding region runs from base 377 to 1183 and encodes 268 amino acids.
CCGAAGUAAGGCCCACUAUUAAUUUCAGUACACCAAUUUCCAAAACAUAAACUUUGGUACAUCAAAUAUGAAACCCGACCCAAUAUACAUACACGACGUCAAUGACGCCGUUAGUCUUGUGACAGCUGUCACAUUUCAAGGGGUAAAAUGGUCUCUUCAUAUUUUUUACUCUGAGCACCCAGUAAUCUCUCUUCUCUUAUUCUGGGCACCCAUCUCUAUCUCUCUCUCUCUCUCUCUCUCUCGCGCAAAAUAGUGGGCAUAGCUAGACAUCAAAAGUCUUCUCUGCAAGUGAGCCUUAGCCUCAAAACUCCCAGACAUAAAAAAAAAAAAAACCACAGCAAUAAUAUACUCUACAGCCAACGACGCCGUUUUGGGUAUGGGACUUCAAGCCGGUUGGACCCUGCCGGGGCUCACCCCCAAGCCCUGCGACACCUGCAAGUCAUCGCCGUCGGCCGUCUUCUGCCGCGCCGACUCGGCCUACCUCUGCCUGACCUGCGACUCCAAGAUCCACUGCGCCAACAAGCUCGCGUCGCGCCACCAGCGCGUGUGGAUGUGCGAGGUCUGCGAGCAAGCUCCGGCCGCCGUCACGUGCAAUGCCGACGCCGCCGCCCUCUGCGUCACGUGCGACGCCGACAUCCACUCCGCCAAUCCGCUCUCGCGUCGCCACGAGCGCGUCCCCGUGGAGCCGUUCCUAGACUCGGCCGAGUCCAUCGUCAAAUCCACCUCGGCUGCUGGCCUCAACGACGCCGUUUCGCCUCUUAAAAACGAAGACGCCGAUUCUCUGCUCAUUCCCAACCUGAAUUUCAGCGCCAAGUUCAUUGAUGCUCUCGACAUCAAGCCCGGGGAUAUGUUCUUCCCGGAAAUGGAAUCGUUAUUCGAACUCGAUUACCCGAACCCGAUCCAAAACUCCAGUUCGGGUAUGGAUAGCGUGGUUCCGGUUCAACCCGACCCGAUUCCACCUCCUCCUGUCGUCAACCAACCCCCUCAUGAAAAUUGCUUCGACAUUGACUUCUGCAGAAACAAGCUCUCUUCCUCCUUCAGUUAUCCAGCUCAAUCAAUCAGCCAAAGCGUCUCGUCGUCCUCCUUAGAGGUGGGAGUUGUUCCCGACGGAAAUUCAUUGUCCGAGAAAGAGAGGGGGCUAAUGUAUGAGACGGGGACCAGCUGGGGGGGACCAGGGGAGUGAGGGAGGGAGAAAGAGAGGGGGCUAAAAAAUGAAAAACCAAUUUUGCCCUUCAUUAUGUGUGUAAUGGCAGGCGAAUUGACGGCGUCAUUGACGUCGUGUAUGUAUAUUGGGUCGGGUUUCAUAUUUGAUGUACCAAAGUUUAUGUUUUGGAAAUUGGUGUACUGAAAUUAAUAGUGGGCCUUACUUCGGGUACUA